Xenopus laevis (African clawed frog) is the source of this 1270-nucleotide messenger RNA. It is a transcript of the gene rab33b.L, whose product is annotated as RAB33B, member RAS oncogene family L homeolog. Gene Ontology annotation, cellular component: endomembrane system. The record is from RefSeq and is a predicted model, not a curated record. Bases 258 to 938 code for a protein of 226 amino acids. NCBI's taxonomy places the organism in Eukaryota, Metazoa, Chordata, Amphibia, Anura, Pipidae. Gene Ontology annotation, biological process: Rab protein signal transduction. Gene Ontology annotation, molecular function: G protein activity; GTP binding; GTPase activity. The transcript is spliced from 3 exons.
AACUGCCCUUUUUCAAAAUGUCCGCCGCUGAUCUGACGCACUUGCAGCUGCCGGAAAGAGGAGGCGCCACGGCCAGCCAGCUGGGAGCUGAUGGGGUGUGAAAAUGCGGAAUCACAGCGCAAUUUCCUACUGCUCGGACUUAGUGCUACUGUUGGUUGGAGGGGUUAAGAAGAGUCGCGGCAACAACGCAACUGGUAUCGCUGCGUCUUAUUUCGUGCAUCUCGCGUAUAUUCUCCUCGGUCCACGUUGUGACUAUAAUGUCAGCAGGCUCGGGUGGUGAUGGAGGCUUGGAGUCCUCGCUGGAGGCGAGUAUAAGCAGCUCUUGUUCGUUUGGUGUGACCCGUGCCAGGAUUUUUAAGAUCAUUGUAAUUGGGGAUUCAAAUGUCGGAAAAACUUGUCUGACUUACCGAUUUUGCACCAGUUGCUUUCCGGAAAGGACAGAAGCUACAAUAGGGGUGGACUUUCGAGAAAGAACUGUGGACAUAGACGGGGAGAGGAUCAAGAUUCAGCUAUGGGACACUGCAGGACAGGAACGUUUCCGUAAGAGUAUGGUGCACCAUUACUACAGGAAUGUGCAUGCUGUAGUCUUUGUCUAUGAUAUCACCAAUAUGGCCAGUUUUCAGAGUUUACCUGCCUGGAUUGAGGAGUGCAAACAGCACCUAAUAUCCAAUGAUGUGCCCCGUAUCUUGGUUGGUAAUAAAUGUGACUUGCUAGCCUGUAUCCAGGUUCCCACGGACAUGGCUCAGAAGUUCGCCGACUCACACAGCAUGCCCAUGUUUGAAACAUCAGCCAAAAGAACAAAUGACCACGUGGAAGCCAUCUUCAUGACGCUUGCUCACAAACUCAAAAGCCACAAGCCACUGAUUUUGAGCCAGCCUCCUGAUAGUACAGUGGAGUUGAAUUCAGGUCCAAAGACUUUGUUUCCAUGUGGCUGCUAGGGUUUAUUAUUUUUAUAAGAUUUAUCACUGAAAUUGAACCACAUUGGAGCUUUUUAGACUGGUCUUCAAGUUGUGGUUAUAAGGAGGGUGCAUGGAUUCUGUGAUAUUUGCUCUAGGCUCUUAAAAUCAUGGGAGUUUUCCUUAUCUGCAUGAUUUCAUUUUUAGCAUUGCCACCUCUUGUAGCAGCCGUGCAGUGGAUUGCUUGCAUUAUACAUCUGAUAACUCAGCACUGUUUAAUAGUUUCCACUUGGACGCAGAUAUGUCCUUUGCUAAAAGGUUUUGCUUACUCAGAGAGCCCAAUUUUAAUAAUUAAAGAAAGGGAAGUAAUUAUG